Molecule: messenger RNA, 5505 nt
Organism: Myotis myotis
Lineage: Eukaryota; Metazoa; Chordata; Mammalia; Chiroptera; Vespertilionidae
Gene: RUBCNL
Product: rubicon like autophagy enhancer
Exons: 14
Coding region: 1080-3059 (659 amino acids)
Biological process (GO): autophagosome-endosome fusion; autophagosome maturation; autophagosome-lysosome fusion
Cellular component (GO): intracellular membrane-bounded organelle; autophagosome membrane
Molecular function (GO): phosphatidylinositol phosphate binding
Source: RefSeq, a predicted model, not a curated record
AAUUAUUGGAGAGGAAAAGAUGUGACAAAGAGCAAUUGAGAUACAAGGUAAGAUUUUAGGUUAGGAGAAGGAAGAUGAAGCACUUCAGGGUAGCAAGUUCUGCCAGUUAUCACCGUAUUCUGUGAUAUUUUGUGAGUGAUGAUUUGGAGAUUGUAUAGUGGUUUCAGGUUGGCAUAUAAACAUAUCUUACAUUACUCCAAAAGAUGUGACCUCGAGCAGAAGAUCCCCCAAUAGACAAAAGCCAAGGAUUUUUCAUAGCAUUUUCAUAUAUCUUUUUGUCUAUUUGCUGGGUGAGAAAAUUUUCAUAUAUUUAUGAAACAUGGAUUAUUUCUAUCUCUGUAUGAACAAUUCUGCCACAAUAAUAAAGCAGUUAUAUCUAUCACAGAAAUUGUUUCUCCAGCUUGUGACUUUAUUUCCACUUCGUUGGAUUUGUUCAUUUAGUCUGUAAUUUUUUUUUGAGUCCUUGUAUGCAACUCUGUGACCUGGCAGAGAACAGACAAGGCCUCUACUCUCAUGGAACUUAUAGUCUGGUGGUGGAGGUGAAUGACAGUAAGAGCUAAUAAAAAUACCAGGAAGUGAGAACUCCUCUGAUGAAAAUUAAGCAAGGUGAUGUGAUAGGGUAUAAUAGGGGAACUACUUUAAGUUAGGUAGUUAGGAAAGACUUCUUGAGGAAGUAAUUCAUAAACCAAGGCAUGCAACAAGACAGAAAAGAGCCAGAUGAGUGAUCAUUUGGAGGAAAAACAUUCCGGGCAGAGGGACUAGGGUGUGCAAGAGUUUAUAGGACUCAAAAGGUUGCUGCCUGGUUUGGACAAAGAUAAAUGAGAAAAGCAGGAACAUGUCAUGCUGUAAGGACAAGAUCCAAAUGGAUUAACUGUGUUAUUUAGGGUGAAGUACAAACUCUUUAUUUUUUACAUCCUCAACGGAAAUUGCUUUAAAAAAUAUGGUUGAGCCCUCAUUUAUCUUGAAUGAUUCUUACUCACUGCAGAUAAACUCUCCAGCCCUCUUGCUGGCACAUGGUGAGUUCAAGGCCCUGAUCUAGUACGACAACGGAAUUUCACAUCAGCCCUGAGCCUGGAAAGAUGGUGUCACAGUCCUCAGACCAGCAGGAUUUUCCUGUGGAGCCCUGGGAAGGGGUGAGUGAUGACUCUGGUGACACUGAUGGUUCACCCCACCUCCUGGACACUGACUACCCCUCUUGCCCAUCAGACGUCAGGUUCACGAGGCACAGAGCUGCCUGGAUUAACCCCCAGGAUAUGCAGCCUCAGCUGCAGGACUUGCCGCUUCAGGUGCCAACAGUGGGGAACAUUGGCAGCAACUUUGUGGGGGAUGCUACCUCUCCCUUGGGCACUUCACCAUUGUCUCUCGAGAACUCCAUGGUGGAGACAUCAUUGUGGAAGGACACUGUGGACUCCAUGGGCAGCUCAGGUAAAAAGAGCAGUGACUUUUCUUUUAACCCCACACAAGAGCGGGCAGUACCCCCAGGACGCUCUCCUUGGAUGUCUCCGUUCACAAGCUCCAAGAUUUUGACUGCUUCCCUAUGUUCUGAAGCUGACAGUGCUUGUUUCAAGCCUUCUCACCUGACAGCUUCCACUGACGAAGGUGCUGUUCAAAUCAAUAGAAGAAGCAUUUCAUUAAAUUCCUUCUCAGCAGAAGCAUUUGUGCAUCCAGUUGAUGUAGAAAAGGAAAAUGCCCACUUUUAUGCUGCAGAUAUGAUUAUAUCAGCAAUGGAGAAAAUGAAGUGUAACAUCCUGAGUCAACAGCACACAGAGAACUGGAGUAUAGAAGAAGCCAGUGGGUCACUUGGGAAUGAUCAAAGUGACUCUGAAGUGACCUUUUAUACCAAUAUAAAGCAAGAAUCCGGGUCUUCCACUUUUUCAAACAGUGGCUAUGAAGGUUGUGCUGUGUUACAGGUCAGUCCAGUUGUUAAAACACCUACUUACUGUGAUGUGGUGAAAGAGGCCUGCAAAUGUGACUUUGAUAAAUUUGUUAUUGUAGAACUUGGAAAGUUCAGCAAUACCACAGAAACCUGUGGAUGUUCCUGCAGCUCCUCUAAGAGUGUUAUUUAUGAGCCAAACUUCAAUUCAGCUGAGCUAAUAGCCAAAGAAUUGUACCAAGUAUUCCGUAAGUGCUGGAUGUUGUCAGAAGUUAAUUAUCAGCUGGCAGUUUCCCUCAAUGCAUCUGGCUCCAUAGUUGUAAAUGAAGAGCGUGUGGGAAAAGACUUUGAAUCCAGUGUGGAUUUAGGAGAGGAAAUUAAAUUUAACUCAAGGAUCAGAGGGACAGAAGACUGGGCACCCCCUAGAUUUCAAAUCAUAGUUAAUGUUCAUCCACCACAUAAGAGGGAUCUCGUGGUAGCAGCCCAGAAUUUUUUCUGUGCUGGCUGUGGAACUCCAAUAGAACCUAAGUUUGUGAAGCGGCUCCGGUACUGCGAAUACCUGGGCAAGUAUUUCUGCGACUGCUGCCACUCCUAUGCGGAGUCCUGCAUCCCUGCUCGGAUCCUGACCAUGUGGGACUUCAGGAAGUACUACGUCAGCAAUUUCUCCAAAUGGCUGCUGGAUAGUAUAUGGCACCAGCCCAUUUUCAAUUUGCUGAACAUCAGCCACAGCCGGUAUGCGAAGGCCAAGGAGCUGGACAGAGUGAAGGAAAUCCAGGAGCAGCUAUUUCACAUCAAGAAGCUAUUGAAGACCUGCAGAUUUGCUGAAAGUGCAUUGAAAGAGUUUGAGCAGGUGCCCAGACAUUUGACCGAUGAGCUCUACCUGUUCUCCCUGGAGGACCUGGUCAGGGUCAAGAAAGGGCUGCUGGCGCCCUCACUCAAGGACAUUCUGCACGCUUCCCUUGCCCACGUGGCCGGCUGUGAGCUGUGUCAAGGAAAGGGCUUCAUUUGUGAAUUUUGCCGGAGUACAGCUGUCAUCUUCCCAUUUCAGAUCACAACGUGUAGAAGAUGUUCAGAGUGCAGAGCUUGCUUUCACAAGCAGUGCUUCCAGUCCUCUGAGUGCCCCCGGUGUGCAAGGAUCACAGCUAGGAGAAGACUUUUGAAAAGUUUUCCCUCUGCAGCGACAUGAUGCCCAAGUACUGUGAAAAAGACUGUUUAACACGCCUCCUCACAACACCAAUUUGUAUCUAUUAUUGAUAACAUUAUUUUAGAUAUUGAGUAUUAUAUAUUAAGAAGAAAAAUGGUCACUAUUCUCUUUAUUAUAUCUUUAGUAUUUUAAAACAAUGCAGAUUUGUUGUCAUUAAGUGAAGGGUUGUUACUGGCAGUUUUGUUUACAAGUAAAUACUGCUACUGUUUAUUCUAAGAGGUUUUUUUAUACUAAUAAUGUCUUUGAAUAGUUGUAUUUUACUAAUUUUGGAGCUUAUUUUUUUAUGAAUUUUAACUGACAGGAUGAAUUACUCCAUUCUUCCUGCAAAGCUGUUUGUGAAGUGGAUUGGUACUUUCACUGAUUAAAAAUACAAACAAAAAUCUCUUUGCUCAGGCUUUAUUUUUGGCUUAAAUGCCAUUUUGUAUUGUAUCAGUCUUACAAACUUUAUUUCAGGGUUUACAUAGAGAGUACACAUUACUUGUGCAGUUACAUCUAUUUCAAAAUGAGUUUGAGUUGCUUAACUGCCUGUGUAGAUGCUGUUUGAAUCAUUUGCCUCUAGAUGGCUCUCCUUCAGAUGGCUCAAAUCAAAAGCUGUUUUUGUCAUCUCUGUUCAACACACUCAGUCAAGGGAUGCAUGGAUGAGUAGAACCUUAUCCCUGCCCUUUAGGAUGUUGUCUCAUAGGUAUAAAAUUGAGCAUAAGAUAUUUGAAGAUGUAAAUAAGGUGUGGGAAAAUAUUGCUACUAACAAUGUGAUAAAGCAGUACAAGUUGUUCCCUAACUCCAUCCAGUCCUGUGUGUGUGUGUGUGUGUGUGUGUGUGUGUGUGUGUGUGUGUUAUUCAGUUGGAUAAUAUUGAGCACAUGAAAGAAAUUAGUAUCUCCUAUCAAUGUGGUGUUUUCUUAUCCUGUCACUUGUUUUCCCAUCCUGAUACUUCUGCCAGAUCUCUGCUCCCAUUUAUUAUUUAAGCCAUGUCUCUUUUAAAAAUAAAUAUUGACACACGGGAUAAGAUAAAUAAAAAACUAAAAAAUAUUUUAUUCUUACCCAGAGCUUAUAUUCUAUGUUAGGAAUCAAGGGUCAGAGUGGAAUGCUGACAUUCCUUAUAACAGCUCUAUGAGGUUCAUGUCAAUAUCUCCAUUUUGCAAUAAGGAAACUGAGGCUUCAAAAAGAGAAAUAAUGCACUAGGGCCCUAUGAGUAGUGCAUGGUAGAGGUGGGAUUGGCAUUUUACUUGACCUGCCUCCAGAGCCGUGUUCCUACUCCCUACUUCUGUGGUAUCCUUUUGAGGUAAUAUGAGCAAAAACAACUUUAACUUGUAAGUUUUGCUCCAAUCUCAGCGAGUGGCAUUUGGCUGAGUGGUUUCUCACAUUGCCUUGCACUGAUUUGAGGACGUUGCUGUGACUCAUGCUUUGCUUGAAGGUCUCUGCGUUCUGGUGCUGUGUCUAUGAAGCACUGAUGAGUGUGUGUAUGGCACAACUUUGAUGUUGAGGAAGAGUGCACAGCACCUCUCAGGAAGUGAUGCUUUUGAUUUCUUUAUUUUGAGCAAGAAUGAAUCAAUUUAAAUAACCAUUCUAUGGAUUUGGCUGAGACAGAUUCUUCCCCAUCAUGGUCAUAAAGGCUCCUUCCCAGUACGGUGCCUGUUUGAACAGAAAAGUGGCUUCAGCCCGCAUGCAGCACGCUGUAGGGAAGUAAUUAGGUGUGACAUAUAUUGCUCUUUAAUGGCAUUUACUCCUUACACUGUUUUUUCAUGCAACUUUUGUUUGGCUGCCAGAAAGAAGAUGAAGAUUUGGUCUUUCUCAUCAGACUGUCACCCACUGUGAGGCAUUGAGUUGCAGUGCUGUGAUUCCAGUGAUUCAUUUUAUGCCUUUACACGGUUCACUUAGGAAAUUCCAGUAACUUGCUCUUUAUAGCCAUGACUCUCAGCUGCAGGUAGGGAGUUAUAUCAGGGGAGAGUAUAAAGGGAGUGAGGGGGGUGAGGUAUCCCAAAGAUGUUCUGGUAUGUUGAAUUGGGUGAGAAUUAUUGGAUUGAUUCUCAGAUCUGCUACUUCCUACCUAUGUAACUCUGGGCAAGCUACUUAAAUAAUAUGCAUCUCUGCUUAUAAAAUUUGGGAUAAUAACUAUAUGCAGGAUUAGAAAUGAAAAAGAAGCACCCAGUAGCAGGCCUAGUAUAAGCAGGCAUCUAAUAAUUGGUAUAAUUAUGUCUAGGCAAAUUAAAAACUGAGUUAUGCCAUCUAUCCUAUAUCUUUGUAUAAGUUACUCUCUGAGUCUCAAUUUAACAUGAAGGUGAGAACAAUGGAAUGAUACUAUUAUGGGUUAAUUGUGACCCCCCCCAAAAGAAAUGUUGAAGUUAUAACUUCAGGUACCUUAAGUGUGACCUUAUUUGGAAAUCGAGUGUUUAAAGAUGAAUUAAGUUAAGAUGAGGUAAUACAGCCAU